AUGUUUACAAAACCUUUUAGCGCUUUGGAUGCUCUAUCCUUAGCUGCUACUACUAUGACAGACAGAAAUACAAAAUCUACUACUUCAACUUCAUCAAAUUCAUCAAAUUCAUCAAAUUCAUCAAAUUCAUCAAAUUCAUCAAAUUCAUCUUCUUCUACAAAUAAUAUCUCUAUUAAAGAAGAACAUAAACAACAGCAAAAACUUCAUCAAAAUGGAUCAGUUUCACCAGUACCAAAUAUCUCUUCUUCUUCUUCUUCUUCUUCAACUAUACAAAAUGUAACAGUACCUUCUACUACUACUACUACUACUACUACUACAACCACUACUAAUUCAUCAACUUCAACCUCCUCUUCAAAUAGACUAUCAGGUUCUCCAGGAAUUCCUUCAAAUUCUACAAAUCCUUCUCCUUCUUCUCCACACUCACCUAAACAACCCCAGCAAAAUAAUUUAGACCUUCUUUCAGAUUGCUCUAAAAAAAGAGCUUCUGCAGAUGAAGCUGCCUCUGAAACUCCAAAGAAAUUUAAAAAGGAAGAUGAUGAUCAUGAUAUUAUUAAUAAUAACAAUAUUAACAAUAUUAACAAUGAAGAAGAAGAAGAAGAAGAAGAAGAAGAAAAUAAUAAUAAUACUAUUAUUAAUAAUAAUACUAUUAUUAAUAAUAAUAAUGAUAAUACUGGUGAUGAUGAUGAAGACAAUAAAAACCAUCAAAAUAUCCUCAUCUCUUCUUCUCACUCACAGAAUAAUUAUCAAAAUUCUUCAAUCCAUCCAACAUUGGCUGCUUUACCUGCAGAUUCAGCAAUCUAUUCAACUCCAGAAAGAACUACUUCCUCUUCCUCUUCUUCUUCUUCUUCACAACCUUUAGAUGCUUUGCGUCAAAAAUCUCCAGACCUUAAAAUGAGUAUCGCUUCAAUCACUUCUCCAGCUUCUUCUGCUGCUGCCGCGGCCGCGGCCGCCGCUGCUGCCGCUGCUGCUGCUGCUGUUCUACAAGAUUCAAAUUCUCUUCCUCCAGUUUCCUCUCUUACAAACGUUCCAAGAUCUUCUUCUUCUUCUUCUUCCUCCUCCUCUUCUUCUACAUCUUAUCUUGACCAACAACAACAGCAACAAGACUCUCGUCUACUUCCACCUCCAUCAUCAUCUUUACAAGGACCUCCAUUAAUGAUCUCAGAUGUUGGUUCUUCAACUUCUUCAACAGGAUCCCUAACCCCUCCUGUGAUUGUUGAUCCUUCUUCUUCAAAAGUCACCUCUACAGAUUACCGCAAAAGACUUGAAUUCCCAAGUCCUCAAGCCAUUGCUGCUCACCAUCUUCGCCAUCCUCAACCUCCUCCACACCCCUUGGGUCCUCCACCUCCUCUAUCAAACUCAAACCCAGCUGCACGCAAAAAACGGCAGUGUUCGGAAUGUCUGGGUUGGUUUUCUAACCUAGCCACCCACCGUUCAAUCCACAUGGCUGAGUACUCGCGUCCUCACACGUGCGACGUGUGUAAGCGCGGCUUUGCACGCCCAAACGAUCUCUACCGCCACCAAAAGUCCCACCGCGGAGAUGCUCCCUUCCGUUGCCCCCUCUAUAUGGGCGGACCUAUGGCAUCUGCAGACUUGGGAGCAAUGGACCCGCCGUGCCAUCAAAAUGGAGGGUUUUCUCGUUGUGAUACUUAUAAGAACCAUUUAAAGGCUAUGCAUUUCGAGUACCCGGCUGGUACAAAAAAGAAACAACGCAAUGGCACUUCUGGUAAAUGUAAAGCCUGUGGUAUGUUUUUCAACUCUAGUGAUGAAUGGAUUUCAAGACAUAUUGAAUCUGGAGAUUGUGCUGUUAUCAAGUGGAUCAAAGAAGUUAGUGGAUCUUCUGCUAAUGGCCCAUCUCCAAACUCGGCAGUUAAUGUGGUGGUUGCAGCUGCUAGUAAUGGUAAUAUGGGAGGUGCCAAUGAUUCGGCUGUAAAUGCCCUUGCUGGUGGCCAAACUUCGGCAUAUUCUCAGCAGCAGCAGCAGCAGCAGCAGCAUCAACAUCAACAUCAUCAACAUCAGCAACUUAAUCAGCAUCAGCAACACCAGCAGCAUCAGCAGCAUCAGCAGCAUCAGCAGCAUCAGCCGUCCCAUCUGUUACAUCACCACCAUCAACUCUCACAUUAUCCUCCUUUGGGUCAUCCAAUGUCGGUUCCUGGAACUUAUGGAGGUUACCAUGGCUCCCACCUGGCGGCACAACAAUCGGCCCAAGCAGCCGCCGCUGCUGCCGCCGCCGCCGCCGCUGCUGCUGCUGCUGCCUACCACCAAGGAUAUUCUCACCAACAACACCAACAACACCAACAACACCAACAACACCAACAACACCAACAACACCAACAACACCAACAACACCAACAACACCAACAGCAACAACAACAUCAACAACAUCAACAUCAGCAUCAACAACAGUCCAAUGGACUUGUGCCAUAUAGCCAAAUACAUUUGGGUUACCCUGGAGCUACUUCUUCGUCUUCUACUUCACCUUCUCCUUCUUCUGCUUCUGCUUCUGCCUCUGCCUCUGCCUCUGCACCUACAUCUUCAGGUGCAUCUGCAUCUAUUUCUGCACCUGCAUCCGCGUCUACUACUUCACAGUCGAGUGCAAAUGGAGCAAGUUCCAGUAUUGGUAAUGGUCAGCAGAAUAAACAAACUUCUUCAUCAACAUUAACAUCUACUUCUUCUUCUCCUACUUCUUCUUCUUCCAAUUCCAAUUCUAAUUCCAAUUCUAAUUCUAAUUCUAAUUCUUCAGCACAGUAUGGAGGGUAUGGAUCGUCAUCGUCAUCGUCAUCGUCAUCGUCGUCGUCGUCGUCAACAACACAAUAUGGAUCAGGGACAUUGGCAACAUCUACGAGUAAUGGAAAUGGAAAUGGAAAUGGAAAUGGAAAUGGAAAUGGAAAUGGAAAUGGAAAUGGAGCAGCAGCAGAAUCAGGAUCAGGAUCAGGAUCAGGAGUAGGAUCAGGAGCAGGGUCUUCUGCAGGAGUGCCGGAACUUGCACGGCCUGUAUCUUUGAUGGGAUUACGACAGGAUUAA
Magnusiomyces paraingens is the source of this 3021-nucleotide messenger RNA. RefSeq lists its product as uncharacterized. The transcript has a single exon. Gene Ontology annotation, cellular component: nucleus. Gene Ontology annotation, biological process: regulation of transcription by RNA polymerase II. Gene Ontology annotation, molecular function: DNA-binding transcription factor activity, RNA polymerase II-specific; RNA polymerase II transcription regulatory region sequence-specific DNA binding. Lineage: Eukaryota; Fungi; Ascomycota; Dipodascomycetes; Dipodascales; Dipodascaceae. The coding region runs from base 1 to 3021 and encodes 1006 amino acids. The record is from RefSeq and is a predicted model, not a curated record.